This is a messenger RNA of Bolinopsis microptera, 1341 nucleotides long. RefSeq names its product ankyrin repeat and SOCS box protein 3-like. Gene Ontology annotation, molecular function: transporter activity; protein binding. The coding region runs from base 38 to 1183 and encodes 381 amino acids. Gene Ontology annotation, cellular component: membrane; nucleus. The record is from RefSeq and is a predicted model, not a curated record. The transcript has 7 exons. Gene Ontology annotation, biological process: transport. Lineage: Eukaryota; Metazoa; Ctenophora; Tentaculata; Lobata; Bolinopsidae.
UAUAACAAAUAAUUUGAGGAAACAGUUUGAAUUACUGAUGGCAGCGGUAGUCGAGCCUGCAGGCAACAAUAAUACAGAGGAAGCAGUGUCAGAGGAAGGGGGAGAAGGAACGCCGUCAAUAUCAGAAAUUAUACGAUAUGGGGCACCGCCGGAGUACAUUCCAUUGCUUGUUCUAUCCUUCAUUAUCUGCGUCUUUAUCAUCGUGUUAUUUGUACGUGCAGUAAACGAACACAGGAGGUUCUUCACUAAGCACACAAUGCAAGGACUGUGCACUUUGGGGAUAGUCCUCACCUUUCCUGUCUACGCUAUCAUGUACUACUCUGGAAUCAUCGUACCGAGGGCGAUGGCUAAAGUUACAUUUUUAGCAGAAACCUACGAGGCUAUAUCACUGGUGUUCUUUCUCAGGCUCCUGUUCACCUACAUGGGCGGAAAGAAACAGACAAUUGGUAAACUAAAGGGCCACAUGGUCCCUCUUGCUAACCCUCCUUUAUGCUGCCUCAUCUGUCUUCCUCACAUAAAGUUUGGAAAGAAGUUUAUGUUGGUUCAUGAGUUGUUCAUUCUCCAGCUGUUCAUUUUUCAGCUGAUCCUCGGAUAUAUUGACCUUCUCAUAGGAAUAGACGACAGUCACACCCACCCUGCCUCCCUCAUAGAGGAGACCUACUCUCACUACUUCCACGGCUUUAUCCUCCUGUCCCUCCUACUCGCUAUCUACGGUCUGGGAGGCAUCUACCACGCGGCCGAAGAGCAACUCAAACACUACCAGAUCUUCAGGAAGUUUAUCCUGUACAAAGCGUUCGUAACGGUGGUAAAAGUAGAAGAACUGCUGGUAACACAGCUGGCAAUGAAGGUGAUUGAUAGUUUGGAGCUGGAUAUUGGAGUGGGCGCUAUACCUGGAGAACUCCGUGUCCACAUGUUGUGUUAUUUCCUGGUGAUAGUCCAAGCUGCUGUUAUCUUCCCCUUCUUGCUGAGAGCCUACAGUACUGCUGACUACCCUGUCACUCCUCCUGCCCUGUCAGUGGACAGCUGUACUGAUCUGCCUAUGUUGGAGUUUAAAGGUGACCAGCCACUGCCUGCAGUGUCUGACUAUGUGUCAUUUCCUGCUGCUCAGACUUUAGAGGGACCGCAAAGUGGGGGGUCUGAGGAAGAGGAGACCACAGAGAUAACAGUGCUAGCUCAAUGUUAAAUGUUUCCUUUAUAGCUAAUAGGUAGUAGAAAUACCAGGAAACUGAUUUAUUUGUCUAAAUUGAAUAUGUAGCUAAACGUAUUAUUUUAGAUGGCAUAUGUUUUGUUAUAGAAUAAUAUGAAAAUGCUUAUUUUAUAUGAAUGUUUAUUUUAUGGAUG